AUGAAUUUAAAUCAAGUAAAUUGGUUCCCAUCAGAAAAACCAAUCUAUGAUAUCAACAAGAGUUGGGAGGAGAACUUGGAGAAAGGACCAUUCGUUAGCGAUAAAUACAAGGUUUUAGAGCGUAAUUGGAAGUCAAAGGAUCAGUGGAUCGAUUUUUUGGGUCAUAAAGUCGCUUCACCUCUCGGUGUGCCAGCGGGUCCACUUUUGAAUUCGGCAUGGAUCAAGUUUGCUGCGGAGGCAGGUUUCGAUGUCGUCACCUACAAGACUAUUCGUUCGAAUCCAUACUCUGGACAUCCAGUACCGAAUGUACUCUAUAUCGAUGUUCCACAGGGUCAGUUGAACAAGUCAGAGAGUGGCGGUACUCUUCACGCCACCACACAGAUGCCCGGCGACAUCGAGCAGCUGGCCAUCACCAACUCGUUCGGUAUGCCAUCGAAAGACCGUGCAUACCUCUUGGAAGACAUAAAGAAAGCACAAUCGUACUUGGCCGAUGGACAACUGAUGAUCGUUUCCAUCACCGGAACUGCAGCGAACGCCAGUGACUUUAUCCAAGACUUUUUGGAUGUUGCCAACAUCGCGUUGGAUGCCGGUGCCAAAGUCAUCGAGGUCAACUACAGUUGUCCCAAUGUAUGUACAGGCGAAGGACAAAUCUACAACAACCCAGACGAAGUCUACAAGAUCUCAAAGGCAUUGGUCGAUAUCCUCCAGCCAAAGGGUGUACCAUUGAUCAUCAAGGUCGGUGUCAUGGAAGACCGUGAACUGAUGACAAAGCUAUUCCGUCGUGCUGAAGAGGCUGGUGUCGCCGCUAUCGCCGGUAUCAACACCAUGUCGAUGAAGAUCACCGACAGCAAGACAGGUGCUCCAUCGCUCGGUGAGAACAGACUCACCAGUGGUGUAUGUGGUGCACCGAUUCGUUCGGCAGCACUCGACUGGGUAAGAAACGCAAGAUCGAUCGUCAACGACAACAAACUCAACCUCAAACUUCUCGGAUGCGGUGGAGUAGUUUUACCAGAGCAUUUCGAUGAUUUCCUCGAACAAGGUGUAGAUAUUGCUAUGUCUGCCACCGGUUUAAUGUGGGAUCCAUACAUUGCAAUGAAAUGGCAUAACAAACUUUAA
Heterostelium album PN500 is the source of this 1116-nucleotide messenger RNA. It is a transcript of the gene pyr4, whose product is annotated as dihydroorotate oxidase. Gene Ontology annotation, biological process: 'de novo' pyrimidine nucleobase biosynthetic process. Gene Ontology annotation, cellular component: cytoplasm. Gene Ontology annotation, molecular function: dihydroorotate dehydrogenase activity. The coding region runs from base 1 to 1116 and encodes 371 amino acids. The record is from RefSeq and is a predicted model, not a curated record. Lineage: Eukaryota; Evosea; Eumycetozoa; Acytosteliales; Acytosteliaceae. The transcript has a single exon.